This is a messenger RNA of Polistes dominula (European paper wasp), 718 nucleotides long. RefSeq names its product polyprenal reductase. The record is from RefSeq and is a predicted model, not a curated record. Gene Ontology annotation, molecular function: 3-oxo-5-alpha-steroid 4-dehydrogenase activity. Gene Ontology annotation, cellular component: endoplasmic reticulum. Lineage: Eukaryota; Metazoa; Arthropoda; Insecta; Hymenoptera; Vespidae. Gene Ontology annotation, biological process: dolichol-linked oligosaccharide biosynthetic process; polyprenol catabolic process.
ACCAGUUUUAAUUACACGUACAUUUCAUUAUGGCAAACAUGCGAUUAAUAUUCAUCAUCCACUUGUUGUAAUGGCCGAAGUACCAAAAAGAUGCAUCGCUGGGUACAUCAAGAAAAGCAUUAAUAUCACCGCAAUGUGGAUUUUUAGCGAUGACUCUUCUUACCAUUCAUUGUUGGAAAAGAUUCUAUGAGACACAUUAUGUUAAUGUUUUCUCAGAUAAAAAAAUAAAUAUAUCUCAUUACAUAGUUGGACAUUUACAUUAUUUGGGAACAAUACUUAGUAUAGUUGGUGAAUUACAAGGUUUUGUUCGAGAUACAGAUAAAUCAAUAAGUUGGGAUAAUUUAACAUUCUUGCAAAUAGUUUGUGCUAAUAUAUUUUUAUUAUCUUCACUGAUGCAAUUGCAAUGUAAUUUUAUAUUAGUCAAUUUGAGAAAAUCUAAUAAUAAAGUUGUCUUCGAUGGUUACAAAAUACCACACGGUGGUUUAUUUGAAUAUUUAUCAUCGCCAUUGCAAUUAACAGAAAUUUUAAUUUAUUCAAUGUUAUCAGUGAUACUUUGGCAAAGUAGUACGUUUCAUUAUGUCACACUUUGGGUAAUAAUUAAUCAGGUGGAUUGUGCUAUAAUGUCACACAAAUGGUAUCAACAAACAUUCCAAAAUUAUCCAAAGAAACGAAAAAUAUUAAUUCCAUAUUUAUUUUAAAUAAUAUUAAUUAUUAUUGA